Messenger RNA from Penicillium mononematosum, 663 nucleotides. RefSeq lists its product as uncharacterized. The transcript has 2 exons. The record is from RefSeq and is a predicted model, not a curated record. Lineage: Eukaryota; Fungi; Ascomycota; Eurotiomycetes; Eurotiales; Aspergillaceae. Bases 1 to 663 code for a protein of 220 amino acids.
AUGGAGCCAGGACCAACCAUCAAGUUCAAACUGAAUGGGGUAUCCAAAUCCGGGGCCGAUGUCGAUAAUUUCGAGCUCCAAGCUUGCUACCGCGCUCUCGACAACCUGCGAAGCUUAUUGUUCCAAGCACCGAUGCUGGACCUUCUCAAGGGCCAAAUCGAAGAAGGAAACCGCUAUUUUGAAUCGCUGAUUCGAGAAUCUCGAGGGGAAUUCCGAGAAUGCAGAACGUUCAUGAAAGUGAGCGGGGUCUCGGCGACAGAGCUGAGAACAAUCUGCAAGCGCUGGCAGCUCUCCAAGCCCCUCGAUGAGAUGGCACGAAUGUUUAUAUUCCCCACGCACCCAGAGAACUAUGUGGUUAUGCAUUCGCCAGGAGCUCCCACCCGAACGGAGAGAUUUCCCAAGUGGAUGGCGCGGCAGCGGGAGGAUGAGUAUGAAAUGGUGGAGUACUUGGUCGCGAAACUUGACAGCGGGAACAAGUUCUUCUAUAUCUUGAACGAAUUCAUGGAUACCGCGGAUGGUUGCAAGAUCAAGCUGCGGACGUUUUUCCCCUCUGCUUCACCCUGGUCAUUGAUCAGUCAACAUUCUGAGCAUCUUGCGGUCGAGUUCCGGAAUCUCGUUCAAAUGAUGCAUGGGGCCCUCGAGGAACUUGAAGACAGCUAUUGA